AUGGCAUGGGAUGGAGGACUUGAGCCCAAUGGCACAGAGGGCAAAAACUUCUACAUCCCCAUGAACAACAAGACGGGGGUUGUGAGGAGUCCAUUUGAAUAUCCACAGUAUUAUUUGGCAGAUCCAUGGGUCUUCAAAUUGUUUGCUCUCUAUAUAUUUUUCUUGAUCAUUACUGGAUUCCCCAUCAACUUUCUGACACUGGUGGUCACUGCUCAGAACAAGAAACUCCGGCAACCUCUCAACUUUAUCCUGGUUAACUUAGCUGUGGCUGGACUGAUCAUGGUCAUGUUUGGAUUCACAGUCACCAUUUAUUCUUCUCUCCAAGGCUAUUUCUCCUUGGGACCUAUGAGUUGCGCUAUUGAAGGAUUCAUGGCUACACUUGGAGGUCAGGUGUCUCUGUGGUCUCUUGUGGUUCUGGCUAUUGAGAGAUACAUUGUGGUCUGUAAACCCAUGGGAAGUUUCAAAUUUACAGCUACCCAUGCAGGAGUAGGUUGUGCAUUCACAUGGCUCAUGGCUAUGGCAUCUGCUGCCCCCCCUCUCUUUGGUUGGUCAAGGUAUCUUCCUGAGGGACUUCAAGUCUCCUGUGGACCGGAUUACUACACUCUGGCCCCAGGCUACAACAACGAAUCUUAUGUCAUCUACUUGUUCACCUGCCACUUCUGUGUUCCAGUCUUCACCAUUUUCUUCACCUAUGGAAAUUUAGUGUUUACAGUGAAGGCUGCUGCAAGCCAACAGCAGGACUCAGCUUCUACCCAGAAAGCUGAGAAGGAAGUGACACGUAUGUGCAUCCUGAUGGUUCUGGGCUUCCUCUUUGCCUGGACCCCAUAUGCUUCCUUUGCUGCAUGGAUCUUCUUCAACAAGGGAGCUGCAUUCACACCUUUAGCCAUGGCUAUCCCUGCCUUCUUCUCAAAGACCUCAGCAUUGUACAAUCCCAUCAUCUACAUUCUGAUGAACAAACAGUUUCGUAGCUGCAUACUUGCAGCAGUUGGAAUGGGCAGUAUGGUUGAGGAUGAGACCUCGGUAUCAGCCAGCAAGACAGAAGUCUCCUCUGUUUCCUAAGAAUUAUGAC
This is a messenger RNA of Archocentrus centrarchus (flier cichlid), 1069 nucleotides long. Its product is annotated as green-sensitive opsin. Gene Ontology annotation, biological process: visual perception; G protein-coupled receptor signaling pathway; phototransduction. Lineage: Eukaryota; Metazoa; Chordata; Actinopteri; Cichliformes; Cichlidae. The coding region runs from base 1 to 1059 and encodes 352 amino acids. The record is from RefSeq and is a predicted model, not a curated record. The transcript is spliced from 5 exons. Gene Ontology annotation, cellular component: membrane. Gene Ontology annotation, molecular function: G protein-coupled receptor activity.